Acanthoscelides obtectus is the source of this 336-nucleotide messenger RNA. NCBI's taxonomy places the organism in Eukaryota, Metazoa, Arthropoda, Insecta, Coleoptera, Chrysomelidae. The record is from the annotation of a GenBank genome assembly.
GAAACAGAAAUUUCUUGUAGUUUCUUUGAAGCUUUCUUGUUGGUCAGGAACAUCAGAGUCAAACAAAAAAGAAAGAAAACGAACACGUAUGUGGAUGAUACAGAUUGUGAGGAAGGCGAACAGCAACAGGAAGGCCAUCAUAAGACAGAACAGACCCAUGGCUUCGGACAGAGCGAAACCCAAGAUGGCGUAGGAGAAAAGUUGCUGUUUCAGGCUGGGGUUCCUGGCGUAGCCGAUGAUCAGGGAGCCGAAUACGGUUCCGAUACCAGCUCCUGUAACAGAAAACCCACACAAUCAAAAUUUAAUUACAACCAGGAAUACAUUAUUUUUAAAUAA